GAAGGACAGAGCCGCCUGUGCUGGUGCCUCUGAGAGCGGCGACCUCAGCGGGGGCAGCAUGCUGGGCCCUGCGCUCCUGCUCUUGGUCUUGCUGCCUCGGGCCUGCCUCUCGCCCAGCGGGCCGCCCGCGCCCCCGUUCCCUGCGGCGCCCGGGCCCUGGCUGCGCAGACCCUUGUUCAGUCUGGAGCUGUCGGACGCCGAGGACGCCUUCCCGCGCCGCGCGGGGCCGCUCGAGGUCCCCGCCGACAGCCGCGUGUUCGUGCAGGCGGCCCUGGCCCGUCCCUCCCCGCGCUGGAACCUGGCCCUGCACCGCUGCUCGGUGACGCCGUCCUCGCGCCCGGCCCUGGGGCCCGCCCUGGUGCUGCUGCGCGCAGGCUGCCCCGCCGACGCCUCGGUAGCCUUCCCGCCGCCGCCGCCCCCCGGCGCCACAAGCCCCGUACGCUUCAGCUUCCGCCUGCGCCCGGUCUUCAACGCCUCGGUGCAGUUCCUGCACUGCCAGCUGAGCCGCUGUCGCCGCCUCCGGGGAGUCCGCCCGGCGCCUGCACCUCUGACGCAGCCGCCGCCGCCGCCACCGCCAUCGCGGUGUCUGCCUCAGGAUGCGGCGUGCGCGGGCGCCGGCGAGAACCUCGGCGCCGACAGCCCCCACCUGCACACGCUCACACAGCCCAUCGUGGUCACGGUGCCGCGGCCGCCCCCCAGGCCGCCCAAGAGCAUCCCGGGCAGGGCCGUGCGCCCGGAGCCGCCCGCGUCCGCCCCCGCAGCCCUAGAGCCCGCGCCGGUGGUGGCGCUGGUGCUGGCGGCCUUCGUGCUGGGCGCCGCGCUGGCCGCUGGCCUUGGCCUAGUGUGCGCGCACUCAGCGCCGCCGCCCGCAGGCCCGCCCGCAAGAGCCUUGCCCAGCGCGCCCCAAGCCCGGAGACCCCAGUGAGGCAGGCGCGGCGCGCUCCCAGCGGGGUCCGGAGAGCCACCCGGGAUACGAACCGGCAGUCCGAGACCCCGGACCCGAGGGGACCGCGACUUCGGCGCUUCUCCCCCGCCCCCCGCCCGCCCGAGCUCAAAGUAAACCUGUGCACUGACCGGCUGAGUUCUGGAGAAGUCAG
Molecule: messenger RNA, 1097 nt
Organism: Lepus europaeus (European hare)
Lineage: Eukaryota; Metazoa; Chordata; Mammalia; Lagomorpha; Leporidae
Gene: TGFBR3L
Product: transforming growth factor beta receptor 3 like
Exons: 7
Coding region: 59-925 (288 amino acids)
Source: RefSeq, a predicted model, not a curated record